Molecule: messenger RNA, 7887 nt
Organism: Gallus gallus (chicken)
Lineage: Eukaryota; Metazoa; Chordata; Aves; Galliformes; Phasianidae
Gene: NTRK2
Product: neurotrophic receptor tyrosine kinase 2
Exons: 18
Coding region: 65-2593 (842 amino acids)
Biological process (GO): trans-synaptic signaling by neuropeptide, modulating synaptic transmission; multicellular organism development; cellular response to brain-derived neurotrophic factor stimulus
Cellular component (GO): axon; signaling receptor complex; neuronal cell body
Molecular function (GO): brain-derived neurotrophic factor receptor activity; brain-derived neurotrophic factor binding; ATP binding
Source: RefSeq, a predicted model, not a curated record
GACAGAGGCGGCGGCAGCAGCAGCGGGAGGAGGGCGUCGGGCUGCGCUGGAGUGAGCGGGCGGCAUGGUGUCCUGGCGGCGGAGGCCGGGGCCCGGCCUUGCGCGGCUGUGGGGCUUGUGCUGCCUGGUGCUGGGUUGCUGGCGGGGCGCGCUGGGCUGCCCCGCGUCCUGUCGCUGCAGUUCCUGGCGGAUCUGGUGCUCGGAGCCCGUGCCCGGCAUCACCUCCUUCCCCGUGCCGCAGCGGAGCACCGAGGAUGACAAUGUCACCGAGAUUUACAUCGCAAACCAGCGAAAAUUAGAAAGUAUCAAUGACAAUGAAGUUGGAUUUUACGUUGGACUUAAAAAUCUGACUGUGGUGGAUUCAGGCUUAAGAUUUGUGUCCCGUCAGGCAUUUGUGAAAAACAUCAACCUACAAUACAUCAAUUUAUCUAGAAACAAGCUCUCAAGUUUGUCCAAGAAGCCUUUUCGCCAUCUGGGUUUGUCUGAUCUGAUACUGGUGGACAAUCCAUUCAAGUGUUCCUGUGAAAUUAUGUGGAUUAAGAAAUUUCAAGAGACCAAGUUUUACACAGAAGCUCAGGAUAUAUACUGUGUAGAUGACAGUAACAAGCGAAUAGCCCUGAUGGAUAUGAAGGUCCCAAACUGCGACUUACCAUCAGCAAACUUAAGCAAUUACAACAUCACUGUGGUGGAAGGAAAGAGCAUCACACUGUACUGUGAUACAACCGGAGGGCCACCCCCUAAUGUGUCCUGGGUGCUCACUAACCUUGUUUCAAACCAUGAGAGUGACACAAGUAAGAAUCCUGCCUCGUUAACCAUAAAGAAUGUUUCGUCCAUGGACAGCGGACUGUGGAUUUCGUGUGUGGCGGAGAACAUUGUGGGAGAGGUCCAAACCUCUGCCGAACUGACGGUAUUCUUUGCACCAAAUAUCACUUUUAUUGAAUCUCCAACCCCGGACCACCACUGGUGCAUUCCAUUCACUGUGAAAGGGAACCCUAAGCCCACAUUGCAGUGGUUCUAUGAAGGAGCUAUAUUGAAUGAGUCUGAAUACAUCUGUACUAAAAUACAUGUUAUCAAUCAAAGUGAAUACCAUGGCUGCCUUCAGCUGGACAACCCUACCCACCUGAACAAUGGUGCUUAUACCUUACUGGCCAAGAAUGAGUAUGGAGAGGAUGAAAAGCGGGUUGAUGCUCAUUUCAUGUCAGUGCCUGGAGAUGGUAGUGGCCCAAUUGUGGAUCCAGACGUUUAUGAAUAUGAAACCACGCCUAAUGAUCUUGGAGACACCACAAAUAACAGUAAUCAAAUCACUUCUCCGGAUGUUUCCAACAAAGAGAAUGAAGAUAGCAUCACUGUGUACGUUGUGGUGGGAAUUGCAGCACUGGUAUGCACUGGCUUAGUAAUAAUGCUCAUUAUUCUGAAGUUUGGAAGACACUCUAAGUUUGGGAUGAAAGUUCAUGGUGAAGUAAAAGGAGUUGGUCUGGUAGAUCAAAUAUGGCUUUCAUUGCAAGACUGCGACAAUGAAGGUCCUUCUUCAGUUAUCAGCAAUGAUGACGAUUCAGCCAGUCCUCUCCAUCACAUCUCAAAUGGCAGUAACACUCCAUCUUCUUCUGAGGGAGGUCCAGAUGCGGUCAUCAUUGGGAUGACAAAGAUUCCAGUCAUCGAAAAUCCCCAGUACUUUGGAAUUACCAACAGUCAGCUCAAGCCAGAUACUUUUGUUCAGCACAUCAAGCGCCACAAUAUUGUUCUCAAAAGAGAACUGGGAGAAGGAGCCUUUGGAAAAGUGUUUCUGGCAGAAUGUUACAACCUCUGUCCCGAACAGGACAAGAUCUUGGUAGCAGUGAAGACUUUGAAGGAUGCCAGUGACAAUGCCCGCAAGGACUUCCACCGUGAGGCAGAGCUGCUGACUAAUCUGCAACAUGAGCACAUUGUCAAGUUCUAUGGUGUCUGUGUCGAGGGUGAUCCACUCAUCAUGGUCUUUGAGUACAUGAAGCAUGGAGAUCUGAACAAAUUCCUCAGGGCACAUGGACCAGAUGCAGUACUGAUGGCAGAAGGCAACCGACCAGCUGAGCUGACACAGUCCCAGAUGCUUCAUAUUGCCCAGCAGAUUGCAGCUGGUAUGGUUUACCUGGCAUCACAGCACUUCGUGCAUCGAGACCUUGCUACCCGGAAUUGCCUGGUUGGUGAGAACCUACUGGUGAAGAUUGGGGAUUUUGGGAUGUCUAGAGAUGUGUACAGCACAGACUACUACAGGGUUGGGGGUCACACCAUGCUGCCCAUUCGCUGGAUGCCUCCAGAAAGUAUCAUGUAUAGGAAGUUCACCACUGAAAGUGAUGUCUGGAGCCUGGGAGUUGUAUUAUGGGAAAUCUUUACCUAUGGCAAGCAGCCAUGGUACCAGCUCUCAAACAAUGAGGUGAUUGAGUGCAUCACUCAGGGCCGAGUCCUUCAGCGACCUCGCACGUGCCCCAAGGAAGUGUAUGACUUGAUGCUGGGAUGUUGGCAACGGGAACCUCAUAUGAGGCUCAACAUCAAAGAAAUCCAUUCCCUCCUUCAGAACUUGGCCAAGGCAUCUCCGGUCUACCUGGAUAUUUUAGGCUAAAGUCUCAUAGCAUUUCUUUUAUGGGCUGUGUGAAUGAAUGUGUUCAACUGCCGCUGAACUCCAUUAAAAUGUGUUCUUAACUUUGACAGUAUUAAUGACAAAGUUGUGGAGAAGCUUUUAAAGGGCAAGCAAUGUACACUUCUCCAUGUGUAGACACAGUAUUGACUUUUUAGACACUACUGAGACGUAUCUCUUCUCUCUCUCCCUCUUUCAGUUUCUAUCAUCCUUUUCUUCUCUCCUGUCUUUCUAAUCAAUUUGGCUUCUGCAUUAUUGUUACUCUGCAUAGACAAAGGCCUUAAAAACCUGAUCUGUUAUAUCAGCAGACUCUCCAGUUUGCCCAUCACAACUAACAAUGCCUUGUUGUAUUCAUGCCUUUGAUGUGGAUGAAAAAAAGGGAAAAUAUAUUUGACUCGAACUUUUUGAUGUCUGCUGUAAAGAUACUGAGAGUUUCUAUGGAUUCACCUCAAGUUUUUUGCUUCAGCAUGUGGGUGGAAAAAGAAGACUGGUAUUCUCUACAUGAAGAGUACUCCUUGCAGAGAAAAAGCCAGAUGGAAACAAGACAGUGUUGUGUGAUCCACUAUCUGGAGGAACUGUGGGAUCAGAUGGCAUCAAACCCCACUAAAAACAUUGAAAUGAAUUGAUGGAAGGCAAGAGGAGGUUUAGCACUUUCCCUGGAGAGUCUUUCUGAGGAGUAAGGGGAUUCAAGGAGGUACUUUGCCAGUACCUUUCAUUGCCAGAUACAAGUUUAUGUUAAAAGGGAAAAAGAUGCUGCCAGCACUGCACGCAAUUAUAUUGCAACGUGAUAAGUAAACACAUGCCCUUACUUCGUCUUCUGGUAGGAUAUUGUCAUGCCACUGGUACAAAAAUGUUCUCCAGCAAGUCUUUUUAAAUAAAGCUAGGCUUAUUAACAUACAGUACUAAUUUCAGGAUCACACAACGAAACUAAGGAUUUUGAUAAGACAGGACAAGCUAUGGAUGCUGGGGCAGAUGUAUCUUACACUCUGCUUGUCCAGCAGCAUAUUCCUUCCUCAAUCCUUUUUCUUUUUUUCAAACCGUGCGAGCAAAACUGUGCAUGGUCUCUGUCAAUUAAUGCCCUUUGUGCAGAAACUGUCAUUCAUCUUGUAAAACACCCUCGUAGGCAUAGCGAACUCAUAAUGGUAUAACUUAUAUUUCAUUGAAAGGGGAUAAUCAAAGACAUUAGCUAUGUUAAAAUGCCUUUACAAUGUUACAGAUACAAUAGACUGAUAUUACAUGAAUAAUCUAAAGCAUGGACAUCACUGGUUGUAUUUGAGCCAUGGCAGGGGAUAAAGUGAGAUACCCGGGGAAAACAAAUUACUCUGAGGUUAUGGCUCACUUCUCAGAGUGCAAAGACCUUGAGCUCAGCACCAUGUUUGUAUUGGUAUUAGUGCUGUCAUUACCAACAUCCAGUCUUUCUUAAAUAAUUUCUUUUUUGUUGGAUGGGCAUUGUGUGUGUACUUUUGCAUGGCCACUGUGUUGACGACAAGUGCAUGGGCAUAUCUGUUAUUUUUCAAACCGGAAGUUGAAGAUUUCAAAUUUAGAGCUAGGAUUAUUUUUAAUAUGAAUUCUUACAAAAGACAACCUACCUUAUCUAUUCCUCAAUACUUUUGCCUCCCUCUGUGAGGGGGCGUUACUGCAAAAAAAAAAAACAAAAACAAAAACAAAAAAAACAAAACAAAAAAAAACAAAACAAAAAAAACAACUUUGUUUUCUUUUUCUCUUUUUGUUAUUUCUGAUUGAUAUGAGCCAGAUCAAAAUAGUCCUUCAUUUUUGUGUUGGGGAUAUUUUAUUUAAUAAAUUAAGCAUUUUAUUUUUGUAAAUGUUCUCAUAACACAUUUAAUAUAUGAUUUGCAUGCAUAUAUUAUUUAUUGAGGUACUUUAGUUUUCUUUCUUCUGAAGCUUUUAGAGCUAGCUUAUAAAGAUUUUGAACGUUUUCAGAAUAAAGCAGUUCUCUUGACAAUGAUGGAGUUUUACCCUUCUCAGUGUCAUUGAAAGGGCAGCAUUACAAAUAAACAUGACAGUGUAUCUAUAAAGCCAUACUCAGUAUUUCUUUAAGAAACAAGAUGUUAUUUCGUAAUUGCUACUGAACUGGAAACAAACAAAAAGCCAGAGGAAGAUUCUUACAAAGUGGGCCUUAAGAUUUUAUCUAGACUGUCCUGGAAGUUCAUAUAGAAAGCUAGAUAAAGACCGAGCAUCCACUGAAACUCAUUCACUUGAGAAUUUGAGUUUCACGUUUUAUAGGAAUUUGGGUCUGAUUUUCAAAAUAACAGUGGUGGAAAAGAAAAUUGUCCACUGAUAGUGUGCAAUGGGAGAAGGCUGCAGGUGACAGAGGGAGAGAUGCCGAGUUUCUGCCUGCUGUAUUCUGUCUUAGGGUCUUAUGAGCUUAAGGAAAAGGCAUCUGAGAUGCUCCUUCUGAGCAGUCUGAAAAGCAGACUCCAGCCUGAAAGCAAACAGGUGGGUUUUGCAAGCACUGAAAGAAUGAAUACCAAAAAAAUCACCACCAAUAAAACAAAACAAAACAAAUGCAAACCCACAAAAUCUUGAAAUAAUAAUCAGUGGCAUCUUCUUUUUGAUUUACUAGUGAGACUACUAUAGUCAUUUCCAAAAAUGAGUAAUGUUACAAUGCAUUGUGCAAUAACAUAGCAGUAUGUUAAACUUUUAAAGGACCAAAUGUUCUACAGAGCCACCAGUAUGGUAACCUUGAUCUGUAUCAUUAAUGUUCUUGAUAGCACAUAAAAUGUGUAAUCAGAGUAGACACAAGCUAUAAAGUGAAGCUAUACAUAUUUUGCAUUCGUUCAUGAAAAGGUGGGUAAGUGUAGCAGAAUGAGCAGAGAAAAGGAAGAAAUAUUCUCAAAUCCCAGUUAAGGGUGAGUAUAUGUGCAUAUUCAUCAUGCUUGCACUGUCCGCUAAAUUGUGUACACUGAGUAACUAUGACAAUCAGGCUCAUUUAAAAAGUCUUUCUGGACUGUGCUAUGAACUGAUCAUAUAUAUAAUAUAUAUGUGUGCUUGCAUAUGGCAUAUAUAUAUACACACACAUAGCAUAUACAUGUAUGCCUAUGUCUGUUGUAUUUUAUUUAUAUGUGCAGACAUGCAUGCACAUUAUGUAUGGAUUGUGUGUAUAUGUAUAAAUUUACAUACACCUACGUUAUAACAAAUGAUAAUUAGAGUGCUAUUAAUAAAUUGAUUAAGUCUGCUGAGUAACCAAAAUCAUAUUUUCUUUUGAUGUUUCUUUUUCUUUGUUUGUAAGAUUCAACUUUUUAACUGGUUUGCAGCAGAGGCAAAGUUAGAAUGCCAGAGAUAUAACAAGAAACUUUUCUCCCCCUUAUGAUUGCAUAAAAACAUUUCUUCCAUUCCCAUCUCACUUGUUAAUUCGUCACAAGGAAAUGAACAGAUAAGCUUCCAAGCUCCAGAAGUAGAGUUUGACUGACUGUCAUUUCUGGGUUUGUGCUAUUGUUGUUUUGUUGUCCUAGAAUAACAGUGCAGCUCCAUUAGCAUUUUAUACUCGUCUGCAGUAGCAAAAUAAUUCCAAGAAUGAGCUGGACUAUUCAGACUGCAACACUACUUGUAGGACAUUGAGAAUGCCAAAAUUCAGCAGUAAUUGCGGCAGCUGCCACCCUGUCCGUCACACUCAGUUGAUCUACACAGCCCUGAACUGAUGGUGGUGAACAGGUAUUUGUAAAGUGACAGCACCCCAUGAUGCAUGAUGGAGUGUACCCUUUUAAUAUGACUUCACUGAUUUUGAUUUGUAAACCAGUAUAUCUGUGUAUUGUCUAUAGUUUAACAAGUAAACGCCUAUAUUUUUCUUUCUUUUUCUCUCUUUCUUUCUCACUUCUUUCAUUCACUUUCUCCUUCUCUUCCCUCCUCCUUUCCUUCUAUUUCUUUCAUCCUCUUCUCUUUUAGCUCCUUUCUCUUUCACUCUCUUUCCCCCUUGCCUUCCUCCUGUCUAUUCUUCCCCACCUUUCUCAGAUACUGUUUUUGUUGUGGUUGAUGUAGACUUUAUAGAACACUUUAAUAAGAAAUAAAACAACAACCCAGUCAAAUGAUCAGAUCACUGGAUGUAUAAGAUACAGUGUGUAUGCAUUAGACUAUGUCUGAGUUGUUGCAGCUUGUAAGGGAAUUUCAAAUACUGCUAUAAAAUGUGAGAGAGGGACCCGGGGAAGUGAUGGUGAAUAGAUCAGGGUUUUUAAUCAAAGACGAAGGUUUCGAUAGCACAGGAAGUUGUAUUUUCUUGUCAGGUCUGGGAUGAACCACUGCUGCUGUGAAUCAAGAGGUCCUAUAAGAGCCUUAGUUAAAAGACCUUUAUUUGGGCUGGGGUGGGGGGGUGGGUAAGGGAUGCUACAUUCAUCAUAAAUAUGAAGCAAAAAAAAAAAAAAAGAAAAAAAAAGAAAAAAAAAACCUACAUGUUGCAGGGAAAACACUGUGAAUUUCACAAUAGCAACCAAGUGACUAUUUUGCCAUCUUUUAAACAUAUGUCUCAGGAGAAGAAAUGGGAAAUGAUGGGUGUAUUAUUUUACUGUCUAUGCAUUCUAGACCAGGUCUGUGGGGACUUUUUUGUUUGCUUGUAGAAGGUUCCGAGUGAUGACUGGCUGGUAUUUUAUAAACACUGAGUACUUUGUGCAAGAAUAAUAGAAGCUGCCAGUAGUAAGGCCAUUUGAUUGGAAUACGUAAGAAAAUCAAAUCUUUCCAGAGGCCUAUAUAUUGCAGCUUAUAUGUAUCUUUCUGUAAUGAAGAAAAGCAGCUAAGAAUGUUUUAUACAAAAGCAACUUAAUUCAACACUGAUGCUUAAUUGAAUAGAGAAUCAAUUAACUAUGAAAUAUUUGCCCCAGCCCUGCUCUCCACCUAUACUUUAUGUAUAUAUAUAUUUCUAGAUAUCUCUCUCUUUGUCACUCGAGAUAAGGAGGAAGAUACCUACAUAUAAAUAUAAAUCUCUAUAUUGUCACCAAACUGUGACCUGGUGUGUAGAGCUAUCUUUCUUCUUUCUUUUUUCCUUUUCUUUCUUUCUUUUUAAUGUGAUGUCUCUGUGCAAAUAUUUAGUGGUUCUUGUUUUGCAGUUUGUUAUAACAGGUCAUUGCUUUAAAACUUACAUUGCAUCUUGGCUGAUUUCAAAGUGAUGCCUAGGUAUCAGUGUUAAGUUUUGUUUGUGAAUCAUGUGACCAGUUUCUCUCCACAUGACAUGGAAAGUCUCUUGUAUUCCAGUGUAUUUAAUAAAAAUGAUGUCUUACAAUAAACAAUGUCAUCCAAAACAAAGAUAAAAUGAUUACUUCAAAGACCUACAA